GUCACAAAACCUAAUAAAAGAGUAGUAUUAUUUUUGAACAUGGAAACCCAAAUUCAGAACUAUCAUUCUUUGUACUUCGUGCUACUUCAUUAUUAAAGGGAAUAAUGUCUAACUCUAUUAAAAAAUCCAAAGUGUAAAUUUUGAAAAUUUAAUGAAUUUUAAUUUUUGAUAAUUCUAAAAAUAAUUGUACAAAAGUUAAGGCCAAAUAUUGUGAAAAAAGUCGUAUUUUUUGUUUUUUUUUUAACUAUAACUACUUCCUCUCUUGUUUUGGGUAACCAUUUUUCUUUGGAGCGAUCAGUUCCUUCAUCAAUGGUGACUGUAAAUCUGAAGUGGCUGCUAAUAUUGUCAGCAUUUCUAAGAGUGUUUUUGAUAAUUUACGGUGAAUGGCAAGAUACCCAUAUGGAGGUUAGAUAUACAGAUGUAGACUAUCUUGUUUUCUCAGAUGCAGCUGCUUUAGUGGCUGCUGGAAAGUCUCCUUAUCAAAGAUCUACAUAUCGUUAUUCACCCUUAAUUGCUUUUCUUCUUGUGCCCAAUUCUUUCAUCCAUCCUUCUUGGGGAAAGUUUAUUUUCUCCUCUUCAGAUCUUCUCGUGGGAUUUCUCAUCAAUGCCAUUCUGAAGCUAAGAGGGGUGCCUGAGAAAUUGUGCACUUAUUCAGUGAUGGUAUGGCUUUUGAAUCCAUUUACCUUUACCAUUGGAACUCGUGGGAAUUGUGAACCCAUCAUCUGCGCCAUAAUCCUUUGGAUUAUAUUAUGUCUAAUGAAGGGUCGUUUAGUACAAGCUGCAUUUUGGUAUGGGCUUGUCGUCCACAUCAGAAUCUAUCCAAUAAUUUAUGCUCUUCCGAUCAUUUUAGUUCUUGAUCCCCUGUUCUUCCAGUAUGGUACAAAACCUGCUCUUGUGAAUUGGAGUUCUAGAAAAAGCAAGUCACAGCAGACUUCGAGCUGUAAAAAACUUAUCGAUCCUUGUUGUAUAUGCAACUUUUUAACAAGCCUUUUCACCUGGAGGAGGAUAAUGUUUGGGCUUAUUUCUGGAGCUCUGUUCUUUCUCCUUACGGGGCUUUUCUUCUUUUUAUAUGGCUGGGACUUCUUGCAUGAAGCACUGCUCUAUCAUCUUACACGUGCAGACCCAAGGCACAACUUUUCAAUUUAUUUCUACCAUAUAUAUCUGCACUAUGAACAUGAGUUAUCAAACUUGGAAAAGCUCGUCUCAUUUCUGCCUCAGAUUAUAGUGCAGCUAGUUCUUGUUUUCCGCUUUGCGCAGGAUUUUCCAUUUUGCUUCUUUGUGCAGACUGUGGCAUUUGUUGCGUUUAACAAGGUUAUGACUGCUCAAUACUUUGUUUGGUUCUUCUGUCUCUUGCCACUAAUCCUACCAUGGACCAACAUGAAGCUCGGAGGAAAAGGAUUGGUCUGCAUCUUGGUGUGGAUGGCAGCUCAGGGUCACUGGUUAUUGUGGGGUUAUUUGCUUGAAUUUAAAGGAAAGAACGUCUUUCUUCAACUCUGGGUGGCAGGCUUGCUAUUCUUGGCUGCAAAUACUUUCGUUCUAAUCAAUAUUAUCCAGCAGCAUACAUAUAGUCCAAUCUUCCAAGUCCACCAGUCAUCUCGUGCCACUUCAAAGAAACAUGUCAAACAGAGAUGAGGAAUCAGAUCAUAUACAUCCUAAUUCAGAUCAUCACAUGGGUGGGAGUUUUCGAGCUAUUAGUGUAGCCAUGUUCGGGACUUGUAGAGCCUUUCAUCAUCAAGCAAAGCACUUGACUUUUUCAUAGCUCCAAAAUGGGUGCUGCUUAAAGUUAGAACUGUCUGCGCUGAAGAUGUAGCAAGAGAUCUUAAUGACAUUAUUUUUUGAACUUUUGGUCAUGUUGUGUAGUGCAUACUUCACUACAAUAGCAAUUUACAAAUGUCUAUUGCAAUUUUGUUGCAUUUAGUAUAGUUGAAUAUUUAUUAAUUCCAGUUUACUUCUCAUUUUAGUUUGUUUUUCAUUUCACACCCUUGCUAGAGUUAAGCUAGCUAGAGGAGUGAUGUCACAUCAUUUCCAUCUGCAUAGCUUGCUUAAGUUUCUCUGUAAAGCCAAUAUUAUUGGUAUAAUAAAGAUAUCUCUUUUUCUGUUC
Capsicum annuum is the source of this 2101-nucleotide messenger RNA. Its product is annotated as GPI mannosyltransferase 1. The record is from RefSeq and is a predicted model, not a curated record. Gene Ontology annotation, cellular component: membrane; glycosylphosphatidylinositol-mannosyltransferase I complex. The coding region runs from base 310 to 1632 and encodes 440 amino acids. The transcript is spliced from 4 exons. Gene Ontology annotation, biological process: GPI anchor biosynthetic process. Lineage: Eukaryota; Viridiplantae; Streptophyta; Magnoliopsida; Solanales; Solanaceae. Gene Ontology annotation, molecular function: GPI mannosyltransferase activity; alpha-1,4-mannosyltransferase activity.